UGUAGUACCCUAACUAAAAAGUAAAACCUCAAUCUAACCAAAAGAAAUUGAUUCCUCCGGUCUAUCUCAGUCGUAGUCAAUUUCACACCAAUUCUCCGCCGCGAUGCCACCGGCGCAACCUCGCAAUCGCGCAUCCUCCGCCGCAACUUCCUCUUCCUCAGUCAAGUCUCCAUUAAAUUCAGACUCGUUUUUGAAUGAAUUGACGGCGAUGUACGAACGAAGUACUGAGAAGGGUUCAGUUUGGGUCACUCUUAAGCGAUCAUCCAUGAAAGCCAAGGUGCACAUUAAUAAGAUGAAAACGGCUGGGGAAACUAUUGAUUACCGAUGCUUGAUUCGAGCUACCGAUGGCAAAAAAACAAUUUCUACCACGGUGGGUCCUAAGGAACACCAGCGCUUUCAAGCAUCAUAUGCCACCAUUCUCAAAGCUCAUAUGACUUCUCUAAAGAAGCGAGAAAGGAAGGACAAGCGAAAGGCUGCUGAUUCAGACAAGAAAGCCGGAGAGGGUUCAAAGAAGGUGGCUGCAUCUGCUAAGUAAAUCUUGUUUCUUUUCUUGUAGUCAACAACAGUCGAUAGAGAUGAUACAGAAGGUUUUGGUUCUCUAUAUAUGCAGCUCGGAAUUUUUUGGGAAAAGAGGGUACAUUUACGGUGUUUAGAAUUUUGCCCCAUCCCUUUCAAUUAUGUAUUCGUAAUUUUGGCGAUUAGAAGCGUGUUUGUUUUCAAUGAUAUUUGGGGUAAAGCUCAAAUAGUUUUGAGUGAAGUUUUAGGCUUGUCGCACAGGUUCUGAUUCCAUACUUAAGCCUGGCCAAUUAUACUUGAUACCUUGGUAAUUCUUUGAAGGAAUUUUUUAUA
Molecule: messenger RNA, 849 nt
Organism: Beta vulgaris subsp. vulgaris (sugar beet)
Lineage: Eukaryota; Viridiplantae; Streptophyta; Magnoliopsida; Caryophyllales; Amaranthaceae
Product: signal recognition particle 14 kDa protein
Exons: 4
Coding region: 104-535 (143 amino acids)
Biological process (GO): SRP-dependent cotranslational protein targeting to membrane
Cellular component (GO): signal recognition particle, endoplasmic reticulum targeting
Molecular function (GO): 7S RNA binding; endoplasmic reticulum signal sequence receptor activity
Source: RefSeq, a predicted model, not a curated record